Molecule: messenger RNA, 288 nt
Organism: Colletotrichum graminicola M1.001
Lineage: Eukaryota; Fungi; Ascomycota; Sordariomycetes; Glomerellales; Glomerellaceae
Exons: 2
Coding region: 1-288 (95 amino acids)
Source: RefSeq, a predicted model, not a curated record
AUGACAAAGCCCAUCACCGUUUUUGUCGCGCUGACAAGCAUUCUGUACCCCCUUGCAGAGGCCAAGGCCUGUACUGAGGGUCUCGAGUACUGCGGCUACAACCUAUUGAAGAAGGGCAAAUACAUGAGCGAGAUCGACAACGAGCUCAAGAGAGUCGGGCUCCCCCGCGAGGACCCGUACGAGAGACAUUCCCUCUUCCACUGUGGCAGCAACGGAUGGAUCCGCUGGAAUGUCUAUUGCGGUAAUUGUGUAGAUGGCGGUAGCGGGAAGAGCGACUUCUGUAGGUAG